GGGACAGCUCUGACAUCAUCAACACAUGGUAGUGGGAGGCGCAGAUUAUAUAAUCUUCAUAGUCCAGAUAAGCUUCAAUUAUUAUCCAGCAUCGUUAUCGAGACGCCGGCUCUCUACAGCUUAGUACAGUUUUCCGACUACUGCAGAGGCGAGAUCUACAGAUUGCAAUGGGCCAACGGUCGCUGAUCUGCCUGCCGCUGCUGCUGCUGCUGCUGGGGCCGCUGGGGGUGCUGCAAUCCAGAGCUAUGGCCAGACCCACGCCCACCCCCCCACUGAGAGCCCCCCAAUCGCUGGCACUGCUGCGGGCCCGCGACCAGUGCAGUGCGCACCUGAGUCACGCCCAGCGAAUGCGCAUGGAUCGGAUGCAGUAUGAGAAUCUGCCGCAUGUGCAGCGAUACGUCCACUGUUUCUGGUCACGCCUGCAGCUGUGGCACGACGGCACCGGCUUCGAUGCCCUCGGCAUCGUCCACAGUUUUGGAGGGCCGCGGCGCCUGAAUGUGGAGCAGGCACUCCCUGCCAUCAAUGGGUGCAAUGCGAAGGCGCGAAGAGUGUCGCAUGGAGUCUCGGACUGGUGCUACAGAGCCUUCGCCUGUGUGUUGAAGACACCGGUGGGCGAUUGGUAUCGCCGGCACAUGGCCGAUGUCAUCAACGGAAAUGCCUAGGAGACGUCCACAUCGGAUCGGCUGUGGGUAGCAGUAGGCUGAGCGCAGUACAGCGUAACUUGACCUUUUUUGGAUAGGAGAUAGCUGCCAAAAUCCCGAAAAUAUACACAUUUACGUUGAAACAAAA
Molecule: messenger RNA, 789 nt
Organism: Drosophila pseudoobscura
Lineage: Eukaryota; Metazoa; Arthropoda; Insecta; Diptera; Drosophilidae
Gene: Obp8a
Product: Odorant-binding protein 8a
Exons: 2
Coding region: 168-662 (164 amino acids)
Molecular function (GO): odorant binding
Source: RefSeq, a predicted model, not a curated record